CUCACCAACCUGCCGCCGGAUAUCACCCUGAAUACCUUCAUCCGGGAGCAUGCCCAGCUUACGGCCACCAAGUUCAUGUGUCAGGAGGGAGGGUGUGGAGCCUGUGUCUGUGUGGUGCGCGAUGGAAAACGCAGCUGGGCUGUCAACUCGUGCCUAACUCUACUCAACACCUGCGCCAAUCUGGAGAUCGUCACGGCCGAGGGACUGGGCAACCAGCGCUCGGGCUACAAUCCCAUCCAGAAGAGACUGGCCAAGAUGAACGGCACCCAGUGCGGCUUCUGCUCCCCGGGAUUCGUAAUGAAUAUGUAUGGGUUGCUGCAGCAAAACGACGGAAAAGUGUCCAUGACAGAAGUGGAGAACUCCUUCGGGGGCAACAUUUGCCGAUGCACUGGCUACCGACCCAUUCUGGAUGCCAUGAAGUCCUUCGCUGUGGACAGCAACAUCCAGAUCCCCAAGGAGUGUGCCGACAUCGAGGAUCUUAAGCCCCGCAACUGUCCCAAGACGGGAUUAGCCUGCAGCUGCACAUGCGAUCAGUCCCGAACAAACUUGGUCUACGACGAUGGAAGCCAGUGGCAUUGGCCCAAGAAUCUCACCGACUUGUUUGAGGCUCUUGAGAAGGUCAAAGAUUCCGAGGAGUUCAUGCUGGUGGCAGGAAACACCGCUCACGGUGUCUACCGAAGAUCAUCCGAAAUAAAGCACUUUAUCGAUGUGAAUGGAGUGGAGGAACUGCAUCAGCACGGCACCGAAGGGAAUGAGCUUAAGCUUGGAGCUAACCUCAGUCUCACUCAGACUAUGGAAAUCAUUCGAACGGCCUCCAAGCAGCCAGGGUUUGAGUACCUGGAAGUCCUGUGGAACCACAUUGAUUUGAUUGCCAACGUACCAGUCCGCAACUCGGGAACUUUGGCUGGCAACAUAUCGAUAAAGAAGCAACAUCCCGAGUUCCCAUCGGAUAUCUUCAUAUCCUUUGAAGCUCUGGACGUAAAAGUCUUGGCCGCCAAAAAUGCCACUGAAGAUCAGAAACUGACUUUUUCGGAGUAUUUGAGUUCAAACGACAGGAAACUGGUGCUCAAGAGUUUUAUCCUUCCGGCGUAUCCUAAGGACACUUACAUUUACGACUCUUACAAGAUCAUGCCACGAGCCCAGAACGCACACGCUUAUGUAAACGCAGCUUUCCUCUUGGAAUUGGAAACUGACUCCAAAGUGAAAUCCGCUCGCAUCUGCUUCGGGGGAAUACGACCCGAUUUCGUUCACGCCUGGGGGGUGGAAAAGUUGCUGGUGGAUCAGAAUCCCUACGAAAACAAUUCGGUGGAACAGACAUUCAAGAAACUCGGGGAAGUGAUCGAACCUGAUGAGGUGCUACCUGACGCCAGUCCCGCUUACCGAACCAAGUUAGCUUGUGGACUUCUCUACAAGUUUCUCUUGAAACACGCUCCCACUGCCAAUGUCAGCGAGAAGUUCAAGAGUGGAGGCCACAUCCUCCAGCGUCCGCUGUCCUCUGGACUGCAGCAAUUCCAGACUCAGAAGAAGAGUUACCCCGUCACCCAGGCUGUCGAGAAGGUGGAGGGCAUGAUCCAGUGCUCCGGGGAAGCCACCUACAUGAAUGAUGUGUUGACUACUUCGAACGCUGUCCACUGUGCUUUUGUUGGUGCCACCAAGGUUGGAGCCACCAUCGACCAGAUCGACGCAUCGGAGGCUCUGAAGCAGCCAGGGGUAAUAGCUUUCUAUUCUGCGAAGGACAUUCCUGGAAAGAACACCUUCAGUGAUCCCAGUUUUGGGUUUCAAGUUGAAGAAAUUUUCUGUUCGGGAUUGGUUCGCUUUUGUGAACAGCCUUGUGGGAUCAUUGUGGCUCUUUCGGCAGAUCAGGCACAACGUGCUGCCAAGCUGGUUGAGAUCAGCUACAGCAGUCCCAGCCCUGAGUUUAAGUUGCUACCCAGUCUGAAGGAUGUUUUUGCAUCUCCUACUCUAGAAUCAUCUCGCAUAUCUCUCGUUGCAAUGUCAUCUGUAAAGGAGGUACAGUUUUCCGGCGAACCGGAUACGGAAGUACGAGGAAUUUUUGAGUUGGGGUUGCAGUAUCAAUUUCCAAUGGAGCCACAAACAACGGUGGCGAUUCCUUUCGAGGAUUGCCUCAAAGUAUACUCUUCUACUCAAUGGAUGGAUCAUACGCAGUCGGUUAUUGCUAACUGCCUUCAGAUGAAGGCGAAUAACGUUCAGUUGCAGGUUCGCAGAUUGGGCGGAGCUUAUGGAUCAAAAAUUUCUCGUGGAAACCAGGUGGCUUGUGCUGCUUCUUUGGCGGCUUACAAGCUAAACCGGCCAGCUCGGUUUGUACAGAGCAUGGAGUCCAUGAUGGACUGCAAUGGAAAACGGUGGGCUUGCCGCUCCGACUACCAGUGCCAUGUGAAGGAUAAUGGCAAGAUUGUCGGCUUAUCCCACGAUUAUUUUGAAGACGCUGGCUGGUGUCCAAACGACAGUCCUGUAAACCUUCAAUCCAAGUUUACCGCCCCCAAUUGUUACGACUUCACCGAACGGAAUUUCAAACUUAAUGGCCACGAGGUCCUCACAGAUGCCCCCAGUUCCAGUUGGUGCCGAGCCCCAGGGUCGGUGGAGGGAAUCGCCAUGAUAGAGAACAUCAUCGAGCACGUUGCUUUCGAGGUGCAAAAGGAUCCAGCUGAAGUCAGACUGGCUAAUAUUUCUGCCGGAAACAAAAUGACCGAAUUGCUACCGGAACUCCUACAGUCCAGGGAUUAUUAUGAAAGAAAGCAGCAGAUCGAGGAUUAUAACGCCACAAACCGAUGGAUGAAGCGGGGAAUCGGAUUGGCUGUUAUGGAAUACCCCGUUUUCUAUUUUGGGCAGUACCCGGCGACAGUGGCCAUUUACCAUGUGGAUGGAUCGGUUGUGAUUAGCCACGGAGGCAUCGAAAUGGGACAAGGUAUGAACACAAAGGUUGCUCAAGUGGCGGCCUACACUUUGGGAAUCGGUAUGAGCUACAUCAAAGUGGAGUCUUCGGAUACCAUCAACGGAGCCAACUCCAUGGUAACUGGUGGGGCUUUGGGUAGUGAGAGGCUUUGCUUCGCCGUCCGGAAAGCCUGUGAAACCCUUAACGAUCGAUUGAAACCACUUAAAAAGAAGGAUGCCACUUGGAUGGAAAUUGUUAAAGCGGCAUAUAGGAAAUCGAUCAACAUGAUCGCAUCCGAACACUAUAAGGAAGACGAUAUGGAGAACUAUCACAUCUAUGGACUAGCACUCACUGAAGUAGAACUCGACGUGCUCACCGGAAACAGUCAGAUCACACGGGUAGACAUUUUGGAGGAUGCUGGCGAAAGCCUGAGUCCCUACAUUGACGUGGGCCAGGUGGAGGGAGCCUUUGUGAUGCUCUUGGGCUACUGGCUAAGUGAGCAGCUGGUCUAUGAUCGCGAAACGGGUCGCCUUCUCACCAAUCGCACAUGGUAUUACAAGCCACCGGGCGCCAAGGACAUACCCAUCGACUUUCGCAUUGAGCUCAUCCAGAAACCAAAUCCUAGCGGGGCAGGAUUCAUGCGAUCGAAGACCACAGGUGAGCCACCUUGCUGUCUGGCAGUCAGUGUGGUCUUUGCUCUUCGUCAAGCGCUGCAGUCGGCGCGUCAAGAUGCUGGACUUCCGAGGGAGUGGGUACGUCUGGGAGCUCCCACUACUCCAGAAACAUUAGUGCUAAAUGCAGGCCAUGAUGUAUCAAGUUUUAGGCUUAAUUAG
Messenger RNA from Drosophila bipectinata, 3726 nucleotides. The record is from RefSeq and is a predicted model, not a curated record. NCBI's taxonomy places the organism in Eukaryota, Metazoa, Arthropoda, Insecta, Diptera, Drosophilidae.